GAGAGAGAGAGAGAGAGAGAGAGAGAGAGAGAGAGAGAGAGAGAGAGCGCCAAUAGAGCGAGGAGCGGCAGCGGGUUCAGCCGUGCGGGAUCCAUCGUUCGAUCGCAUCCAUCGGAUCGUCCAUCCAUCCUCGGCGGACGCCUGGCGAACGAAAGCUCGAAAACGAAACGCAGCCCGGAAGAGGAGCAGCUUCGUCGUUCAUCAUUGGGAAACAGGACAUCCGGAAGAUAUCUCGUUGGCCGCGUGCUGAGAAGCCGUCUUCAUCCGUUCGCUUCUUCUUCUGCUCGCCGGCGCGUUCGCCCCAUCAGAGAGGAUAUCGUCGAUGGAUACUGAUAGUUUCCCCGUAAGAAGAUAGACGCGCUAGUUCUCCGCUCCUUGCCCCUCGCUCACCGGUGGUCAUCAUCACGAAUACCGGCCGAUAGAUAGUAAUAGUUUCGCCCAUAACAAGAGGAAGAAGAGGAGAUGCGUCGGUCGGCCGCGCUCAGCGGUGUUUACCGUCGAGGAUACUAUCGAUAGAUCGUGAUAGUUUUCGCGCUACCGCCCCGACCGCUGGAGAAAGAGAAGCAGAAGGAGGAGGAGGAGGAGGAGGAGGAGACGGAGGAGGAAUAAGAGAGGAGAUCCAGGCGUGUGAAAAGUGUAACGCGAAAAGUGGCAAAGCCGCGAGCGGAUCGACGCCGAUCACCUCGAUAGUGUCGGCGACUCGGAACGACGAUCGACCGGUUCGUUUGACAAGGAUCAUCGACGGUGUUUCGUGAUUCCUGAUCCUCACUGCGCGCCGUUGCCCCGGGCAACAGCUUAGUGGCUAGUGAACGGAGUUUCACGUAUUGUUUAACACCGUGAUCAACGAACCGGUCUUAACGUCCGAUUCGAAUCGAUUUGCGCGGAUAUUUCACGGCGUUUGACAAAGAAAAUCGGCCGUUCCUCGAGGGGCAGCGAGAACGAGCCGGUUGCUUAACCCCUCUCGUGUGUUUUAGCCGACCUUUCCCUCUCGUUCUCGAUAGCGCACUUAUCAUCGGCUCACAGGAGGGGGCAGGGGGGACCUGUGCGGCGCUUUGUGCGGAGAUAACGCGAGAGAGUAGAGGCCUCACCUCGGCCUCGGCGAAGGAUUAAUGUCGCUAUCGUCGGCCGCGAGACGACGAGAGAGUGACGGCCGGCACGACGCGACGGAAUGACAUAAUUGAAGAAAGCGGCCGCGUCCGAGCCCGUUAUUAACUGGUAAUGAGCGGGUGUCGAGAGAGGAGUAAAAAUGCCCUCGAAAGCAAGCGUCGGGCUCGCCUCGCCGCCAUGAAGAUUAAAUGACGCUACGCCCUCGAGCUUCUCGGCGUCGCCUUGAAGAACAAGAGGAAGACUGUCGUCGCUCUUGAGUCGGUCUUGGUCCUCUUGGACUUUGACACCUCGCGUUGACCUUUGCGCUGUAUUAUCAUCGGUCUCCUUCGUAUCGUACGCGCGUGUGCGCGAGCGCACGCGAUGAUUCGCACGAUGAUGCGGCUGCCAUUCGCGAAGUGACGGCUAGUCGGGGGAGUUAAUAAAAGUGAAGUCAUGUCGUCGAACGGCGAGUUCUCGACGAUGUCCAGCGAGGAGGUGCCUUCGCUGCCGAAAUCCCUGCCGAGCUCGAGGGAGGCGACCGCCGAGGGUGGUUCCGGCUCGAGUGGCGGAUACAUGCCGCUCCGCGAGUUCCUUGAUCGAUUCUCGUUGCCGAGGGUGGUGAGGCUCGAGGGUACCGGCGGCAGACCGGUGCUGCUGUACAAGCAGCAGCAGAGAUCGCUGAGAGUCACCGCGAGCCUGCUGAUACACCGAUACCGGCAUGACGUCAAGGUGGGACCAGAGAUCGUCAUCCCGGAGGGUUACCCAGGAUGGUUUUCUGUGAUAUCUGGUAGCAAUACGACGGGCAGCGCGCGCGUUUACCGCAGGAUGGACUCUCUGGUGAAGACCGGGGUGCCCGCGUUUCUGCUGGCGACUCCUUUGCGCGCCUAUACCCUGACGCACUCGAAAAUGGAGAACGGGAACCUGCGAGCCCACUAUACGAAGACGACGAUCCGCGCUGGCGAGAUUCUUCGACUCGUGGCGGUCUUCCAGGACACCAGGCGGUGCAGCUCGGUCUCCUUCGGCAUCUCCGGCGGCUGUCCCGAAAAGGACCAAUAUGCGCAAUGCAUCGAUCUUCAUGGACGGGAGGUGUUCGCCUCGCUGUCGACCAGGGGCGAGUUCUACGCGAUCUGUCAGAACGGUAACGUCGACACCGGCGGCGACGCGAUGCUCUACAAGGUUCAUCAUCUCGCCAAGCGGCAGCUGCCUCUCAGAGUGCGGCUGAUAGCAGGACCGCUGCCUGUGCCCUUGCCAAAAGAGUACGGCGGUCUGAUGCAGUUGGAGACGUCGACGCGCGGCCCGAUAGUCCUGGGAUGUAUCGUCCCGGAGAGACCGGUGCAUAAUCCGGAGAUGCUCGAGUUAGUCGUGUGCGGAAACGGAGCGCCGAGGGUUCGAAGGGCACGACUGGGUUACCCCUCCGAGGCGAGACUGCUCGCUUCCCCGAAGAUGCAGCGGUUACUGGCGGCCUGCAGUCGAGCGGUCGGGGACCGCGCAACGGAACCGCGAGUGGCGCCCGUGAAGCUACACCCGGCGGCGACCGGCGACAGCCUGAGGGAGAUGCAUCUGAAGAAAAUCAAGCCGAAGCCGGAGACCAAGCCGAUACUGCAGAGCUUGAAGGACGGGUUGGAGCACCUGAGGAAGAGCACCGCCACGAAGGAACGGAACCAAGCGAAGCAGAGCACCGGCAACGGCGGCAUCCUCGAGAGGAUCUCCAAGCUUGCCCAAGGCAACCGGAAUCGCAACCCCGCGAAGAAGUCGGCCUCGUUCACGUUCGCGGUGAGGCCGGAGAUCGCCAUGAGAUCGCAGGAGCGUUACUCCAGUCUGGAGCCGGAAACUACCUCUCAUCAGGCGCACCGUCAGAGCGCCGCCAAACAACCCGUACAGAGAUCGGUCUCGACCAGCGUGCUGGAGAUCCCAGCGUGCGUCGAGCUGCAGCCCAAUUAUUCCCGGGUGAGGGACAGCUUGACACCGUUGCCGUCCCUGCCGAAGCUGGUCAGGAGUAACAAGCCCGAGGAGAUCUACGCCGAGAUCUGCGACACGACGGCGAGCAACCAGGUGCAAAAAUGUCCGGGCAGCCAUGUGAUGGCGCGUAUCAGGAUCGUCGUGCAGGGUAACGAUACGCCUAUGGGAGCGCGCGGUCCGAUGCUCGGCAACGAGAGAUACGUGAACUCGAUGGUGACGAGCGAACAGAUCGACUCUAUCAUCAGCACGGAGGACGAAGUGAUUUACAAUACCGUGUUCUGAAGCAAGUUCGAGUGCGAGUAGAAUGCGUAUGUGACGCUUGCGUCCCGUCGUGAGCGCGGUCGCACGUGGACGAGGUAGUUUCAAGUGUCGAGCUCGAAGCAGCGACAAGUGAAGUAGUAUCCUAACGAGUAGACAAACGGGCUGUGUUCUUCGAUCGACUUUCCAAUAUAUCCUGCUGUCACGAAGUGUACUUUAAUACGUAAGGACACGUCAAGGAGACAUGUACAACUGCCUUUUGUAGAGAAAUACAGAAAUUCUCUGUACAUAUCUCUGCCAUACGUUAACGUACUAACAUUACUGCGAUAAGGAAACGCGAACGUAUAUUAGAACGUACGUUCGAUUAGUAUGACGAAUCGCUCAAAUUAAUUAAGAAUGUAAAGCGUAACUCGCGCGUCGAAAUGAUUUUUGUCUGAUUUCUCUGGCGAACCUUGCCGCAGGUGAAAAUUAAAUAAAUGAUAAACUGGCAAUGUAAAAAGAUGCAAGACAUUGGCCCCUCGUCUGUGUUGUACUAAAAUACAUUUGCUCUAGACUUUUUUAAGCUUCUUCGAUUUUUUCAAUGUUUGCGAGUGGUUUUCUUUUAUUCAAGGCACGGUACUAUUUUGUUAUUUGAAGAUUCUAUCACUUUCUUCCGUCAGUUUGGAGAUUCUUUAAGUGUCGCCGUUGCUGCGCAAUAGCGUGCAGAGGUAAAGGAUUGCGCUUGAGUAUGUUGAAGAGAGUGGCUAAUCUUUUCACACAGCCGAUCCUGUUAUCAAUAUUCUUUUGCUGAGCCUUUUCAAA
Messenger RNA from Harpegnathos saltator (Jerdon's jumping ant), 4104 nucleotides. RefSeq lists its product as uncharacterized. The coding region runs from base 1540 to 3327 and encodes 595 amino acids. The record is from RefSeq and is a predicted model, not a curated record. The transcript is spliced from 5 exons. NCBI's taxonomy places the organism in Eukaryota, Metazoa, Arthropoda, Insecta, Hymenoptera, Formicidae.